Poeciliopsis prolifica (blackstripe livebearer) is the source of this 6820-nucleotide messenger RNA. RefSeq names its product mitogen-activated protein kinase 8. Gene Ontology annotation, cellular component: nucleus; cytoplasm. The record is from RefSeq and is a predicted model, not a curated record. Lineage: Eukaryota; Metazoa; Chordata; Actinopteri; Cyprinodontiformes; Poeciliidae. Gene Ontology annotation, molecular function: JUN kinase activity; ATP binding. Bases 423 to 1724 code for a protein of 433 amino acids. The transcript has 12 exons. Gene Ontology annotation, biological process: JNK cascade; protein phosphorylation.
UUGCACAACAGCUUCUCCCGGGCCGCUCUUGAACGUCCCCCGGCUCUCAUUGUGCAGCCGAGGAAACAUCGGAAGGUUUCGACGUCGUCGGUAUGAAAUGGCAGAAAGUGGCUGUGUCGCGGAAGCACCGAGAUUAGGCUACGUCGGAGCUGCACAUGUUGACUGCGGCGACCCCGGCCUGCUGAACUGAGAACUAACGGGAGCGCGACGGUUGGGGGGUAAAACGUGGAUUAAAGACCACCAGGAUUUCCUGCCUAAAAAGAAAGGGGGGAAAAAAAGAAAGAAAACCUCCCGUCCAGCUCGCGUCUGAGGGAGGCAGCAGGCGGCUGCAGGUCGACACUGCUGGAAUUGACCGGAGAGGGAUCUCGAGAGGCCUGCCCUUCUUGGAUGCCCAGCCUCCAGAGUUCUACCAAGGUUUCAUCAUGAACCGGAACAAGCGCGAAAAGGAGUACUACAGCAUAGACGUGGGCGAUUCUACUUUUACAGUCCUGAAGCGCUACCAGAACCUCAGACCCAUUGGAUCCGGAGCACAGGGAAUUGUCUGUUCAGCGUAUGACCACAACUUGGAGAGGAACGUUGCCAUCAAGAAGCUGAGCCGGCCCUUCCAGAACCAAACCCACGCCAAGCGGGCCUACAGGGAACUGGUGCUCAUGAAAUGUGUCAACCACAAGAACAUCAUCGGCCUGUUAAACGUAUUCACGCCUCAGAAGACACUGGAGGAGUUCCAAGAUGUGUAUCUGGUGAUGGAGCUGAUGGACGCCAACCUGUGUCAAGUGAUUCAGAUGGAGCUGGACCACGAGAGGCUGUCCUACCUGCUCUACCAGAUGCUGUGUGGGAUUAAACACCUCCAUGCUGCAGGCAUCAUACACAGGGAUCUGAAGCCCAGCAACAUUGUAGUAAAGUCUGACUGCACACUGAAGAUCCUGGACUUUGGCCUGGCCAGGACCGCUGCCACCGGCCUCCUCAUGACGCCCUACGUAGUGACCCGUUACUACCGCGCCCCUGAGGUCAUCCUGGGCAUGGGUUACCAGGCCAACGUGGAUAUUUGGGCUGUGGGCUGCAUUAUGGCAGAAAUGGUUCGCCACAAAAUCCUUUUUCCUGGAAGGGAUUAUAUCGACCAGUGGAACAAGGUGAUUGAGCAGCUGGGGACGCCGUCUCAGGAGUUCCUCAUGAAGCUCAACCAGUCGGUGAGGACCUACGUAGAGAACCGGCCGCGUUACGCCGGCUACAGCUUUGAGAAGCUCUUCCCCGAUGUCCUGUUCCCUGCUGACUCUGAACACAACAAGCUGAAAGCGAGUCAAGCCAGGGACCUUCUAUCCAAAAUGCUGGUAAUAGACGCUUCCAAGCGGAUCUCUGUGGACGAGGCUCUCCAGCACCCUUACAUUAACGUGUGGUACGAUCCGACUGAAGUGGAGGCACCGCCGCCCGCCAUCACAGACAAGCAGCUGGACGAGCGGGAGCACACAGUGGAGGAGUGGAAAGAGUUGAUAUAUAAAGAAGUCCUGGACUGGGAGGAAAGGACGAAGAACGGCGUCAUCAGGGGACAGUCUGCGUCUAUAGGUGCAGCAGUGAGCAGCAGCCUUCAGCAGCCGCAGCACCGUCCCUCCACCUCCUCGUCCUCCGACCCCACCCUGACCGACACGGACAGCAGCCUGGAGACGGCCCCCGCAGGCCCCCCAGGCCCCGCUGCCAAGGCCGGUGGCCCUGUGGGUUGCUGCAGAUGACUAUCACACCUCCCCUCACCCACAGUACCCGCCUCCCCUCUGUGCUCGUCUCCAGUAGUUUAGCGUAUUAGUAAGAUAGCUGUUUAAGAAAAACGUCUGAAACAACAGAUCUUCAUCCUGUUUUCCUUUUUCAAAUAAUCAUUCGUAGUUUUUGUUUCUGUUUUAAUAUAUCAAUUUUUUUAGUCUAUAAUUUAUUGUUUUUGUUUCGUUUUUUUUAGAAAAUGGUUAUGUUUUUAUUUCACAGUAAAGUCUCUAAAAUGAUCUAUUUUUCUUUUUUGAAAGAUCUUUCGACAGUUGAUAUAUUUUUUUUCUUACUGCUUUUUACAACUCGCCAUAUAAUCGUAGAUCACGUUUGUACAGAUUCGACGGUAGCUGUCAGUUUCAUCUUCAAUACAAACUUUCGGUGAGCCUUUGAAACCUUAUUUAAUUCCCAGAUUCUUCUUUGAUCUUCCCUUAUUUGAAUUGGUCUAAAACAUUAUGAAUCUUGAUCAUUUUUAUUAUAUAUUUUUUUGGCUGCAUAUGACAUAUCCAUUUAUUUGAAACUAAUUUUGAUUUCUUUGCAAAAAGAAAAGAAAAAAACAGGUUGCUCACGAUGAGUCACUACUACUUCCUACAUUGUAAAAUGUCACUUUUUAUGAAUGCUUUAUAAUUUUCAUAUUUUUCACUUCCCAUUUGGAAAAAAAAUGCUGAGAUUUGGUUGAGUCUUUCGUCAUAUUUAGCCUAGAAGAGGGAAGAUGUGGGGUCAGUUAAUUUUGAAGUUCCUGGUAGCGAGCGGCGUGGACCCGGUGGGGUGGUAAAGUUCUGUGGAAGGAUUUGUUGUUGUGAUUUGAGAGUUUCUUUAAAAACGUGAAGUGCUGUGAGGUUUGUGACGUCGGUGGCGAAACUGGAAUGUGCUUCGGUAAAGUAGGGAAAGCAGGUGAACAUGCAUCUCAAUUAAUUUGAAUGUCGUCGAAAAGGUUAUUUUGUUAACUCAUUCAAAAACAUAAAACUAUUACUGCAUAGAUCAACUAUACACAAUACUUAAUUCUGUUUGUUUUGAUGAUUAUGGUGAACUCGCUUCACAGAUCAUUUAAAUAUUACAUAAAACUAAUAAAAACUGAACAGAAAUAUUGACGUUCUGAUCCACACAUAAAUGCUCAAUUCUUGUUCAGAGCUGUCUUUGCAUGAAUUGCUGCAUUAAUGCGGCGUGGCACGGAGGUGACCUUGGUUGUUGCCGCUUUUGCAAACCACAAAAAAGAAGACGGGUGGUAAUUGGAGGAUGACGACUCAGCAUUUUUAAAAUUGCUUAUCACGUAAACCAACUUAUUUGCGUGUGAUUUAAAUUUUCUUAUGCAAUUUUGCAGUUGCAAAAUUGUGCUUUUUCGACAUUAGAAUACUGAAGAAGCGUUGCAGACAUUUGUUAUGGAAACUCAUCUAGUAGAUGUUAGCGGUCUUUCCAUUGACCAUGUAAUCGCACAAUUUGACAGAGCGAAGUCAGAUUCGCUACAUGAAAACACGCCAAAUUUGAAUAAAUUUGCCUUCUGAUACGUUUUAGCACUAGCAUGAAUUUAUUUGAGCAUAUUAGUUUAUUUUGCAAUAUUCCAUUUCUUAUGUAAUGGAAACCUUGCGAUUGCAAAAUUCUGUCUUUUCGACAUUAGCAGAAUGUUGACAAAGUUUUGCGUAGGUCUGUAAUGGAAAAGCAUCAACUGACUUUCCUACGGUUUCGUUUAAGCAUAACCAAAAAAUUUCUGUAUUUCACAUCUUUUUUUCCAUGUAAUAUCUUUUUUUCUAACUUCUAAAUUUUGGGUUUUUAAAAGCUGCAACUUAUAGCCAUAAAUGCAGAAAAUAAAUGUCUGUCUUGAUAAUACAAAAGUCCCAACUUUUUGAAUUGAGUUGUCAAAGUAGAUCAACUUUUCAGUGAUAUUCCGAUUUGUUGAUGUGCAUCUGUUGGGUGUCAUGGAGAGGAACUCCAACUACAUGUGAAAUUGAAAACGAAAAAGGGAGUUUUCUUUUUUUUUUUCUUUUUUGUGCGUGUGUGUCGGCCAAACAAACGGACUCAACCUAUUCUUAUCGAAGGCAAUAAACGUCGCCCUCCUUUGACUGUGUUUUGAUUCUGGAAAGGUAAAGUGCCUGUCGUUCGUCCUUCAUUCCUGCGUUUUGCCGGAAGGGUGUGUGUUUGUGAUGCGUAAACUUUUCUGGUGUCUCGGUAACAACAGUAGUGUCUGUGUCAAAACAGUAGUGUGGUGGGGUUGUGGUUCUCACAAAAUGUCUAUUUUUUUAAACUUGUUUUGAGUUUGGACCCUGGAAACUGGAGAGCGUCGUCUCGCAGGUCUAAUUGAAGGAAAGCGUUGAAGGAACUGGGGAGCUUUAGCAAGUGUUUGUCAUUUCAGAGGUCUUUCAUCAAAGUGAGAAGAAGUCUCUGUUUCACAGCGACCAGAACAUGUUAAAAACAGUUUUUAGGAUUUCCUUUUUGGUUGUUAUUGUCAGAUGUUUGAAUUGAAAGAGAGAUUUUCUUAACGUUCUAAGUUGAUGUAUAUUACUGGAUUAAGCGUUUUAAGUUCCAUAACCCGACUAUUACGGUCCGGUCGAGUUCCCACGGUGAAAUUGGCUACUUGGAAAAGGGAAGCAACAGAUUGGCUUGUUGACGAGCCGCCAAACGAUAUGAUUAUUUUCACGCCGUGGUAGCGUAAGCUGUAGCUCGCUGCUGCAAUCGGUUUUGGCGUCUCGUCAUCUGGGUCAACACAGACGACACCGUCUGCUCCAGUUUCUGUUGCGAGUUCGCACAUCUGUGUCAGAAGAGCUGGCAGACGUGCAGCUUAACUUACUAAAUCGGGUUGCAUCAUUAAAACUUGACACACGCUCCAUCGUAAACACACCAGAUAAUUAAUUAUUCCUUAUCAUGUUUGCUAAUCUGUGAAGUCAUUAUCCGUUUUGUAAAAGAUGGGGAAAAAAACCCGCUAAGUGUUUCUUAUUUAUCACGAGUUCAAACGAUAACUCGGUGAAAUCAUUUUCGCUUCCAAGUGAUUUUAUCGGUCGAUUAAAUAAAAGCAAGAAUAACUUUAUUAUUCACUAAUUCGACAGCAAAUUUUAUGAAUAAAACAUAGCAACAGAAAUGAGGACAACCAAUAAAGAUUAGCUAGAAACGAAGCAUGCAGUUAAGCGGUUACCAGCAAUACAUAUUGGUGUUAAUGUCAAUAACUAAAGGCAUUUUAUAUGUAACUUCAUUAUGUAAUACCUUAACAAAGUUACCUCAUCAACUAGCCACAAAACCUUAUUUUUUUUUCAUAUUUAGUUUUAUUGACAAAUUACUUAUUUGGACAGCUGAUCAUGGGCAAUAAUUCUAUUUUUUGGUGACAACCAUUAAAACAAAUGGGAUUAUCAUUUAUUAGCUAAAUAUAUUGAUGCUAAGGUCAACAAUAUAUUUUAUUAUGUCAUCAAGUAGUAAGUUAGCUUCUCCAAAACUCCUGGAAGGUUAGGAACAGCGCGAUGUAUAAUUCUGUUCUAGUUUCUACACUGACAGAUAACUUAUUCUUUUUAUUAUUUAGACAAUGUUUUUAAUUUAUUUGAAUGUAAUACAUUUAACAGCUAAUUAUACUGCUAUAUAUGCAUACAUAUAACAAGUUCUAUUUUACAUUUCAACAAAUUUAGCUCAAAGUCAAACACUGGCUUUCACAAAAGAUUGAGUAGCUGUUAGUAUAACAAGAAGCUGUAAGAUCUUAAGUUGCAAAUUAAAUUUUUUUGUUUUUCUGAAACAGAAUAAAACACCAAAAAAAAGCAUAUUCUGAGUCGCACAGGUGUUGGGGGGAAUAACCUUUUAUUGCCACUCAUAUUUGAACUUGACUUAUUAGCAAGCAAGCGCUAGCGUACGAAGGAGCGGUUAACGUAUUAAGCAUACCACUGCUUUUUGUAGCGAGUUUAUUUGGUGCAACCCGCUUUAAAAAGAAUAUCAGAAUGAUUACGAAGUAACUUUGAUGCCCCUGCAGCCAAAUCCAUCAAAUCUAAAACUCAGUGCAACAGUUGCUGUAGUUUACAGUGGAAGAGUAUAAGCUUCCAUUGAAAAAAAAUUUGUAAUUUUAAUAAGGAGGCAAACAGUGGCAUUUAUCCAGUACUGAUAUUAGCAAAGAGGGGGAAAAAAGCAGAUCAGGAAAAGAUAUAUUGUCAGAAGUGCUCUUAAUAUUUUUUUCGCCCAACAUUGGGGGCAUCAAUUUGAGUCAUAUACAUAUCCGUGCUAUUGUUUUUUUUUUUUUGGUUUUGUUUUUCCAUUGUUUUUCUAGUAGUAUUCCUUCGUCUCUCAGCAAAUCUCCUCUGAUUUAAGUCGACUUUGAUGAACUACCUCACGCUGAAUUUCUGUCAGUUCUUGGUAAUAUUUUGUCACCUGCAGAAUGAGCUUUCAAAGGUGUGUGAAUAACAGAUUCCAUUAUUUAUUUAUUUGAAAGUGUACUAUUUGUCGGUUUCAAGCAGACUUCUAGUUUUGUACAUUAUGUAUACUUCACCCAGAAGUAAAAGAAUUAUUGUAUUGUUUUUUUUUUUUUGUUGGUUUUUUUUUACUAAAUGUGCAAUACCUUCAGCAAACUAUGCUAGUUGUAUGUAUAGGUUUAGCAUUUGUUAGCAUUUCCUGAAGGUAAAGAAAAUGUUUGGUACUGUCAAUUCAUGUUUUCUUUCUUUAUUUUUUGUUUUUUACAAAUAAGACUGAUUUUUAUUUGUGACUUGUUUUAUAGUUAUAAUGUUACGCAAUCUGUCACACCAACCCAAAAAAUUCUGUCAGGGUUUGAUGGAGAGACUGAUGUUUCAUCAAAUAACCCUGGUCUGAUAGAUUUAUUUUAUUUUAUUUUUAUUUUGAUGUGGGCUGUAUUAGUAUGAGAUGCACAAAAAAAAAAGAAAAGUGAGUAAAUACCUACAAGAAAUUGUUAUGUAUACUACGGUGCUGGUUUGUAAUGUCUGCCAGUGAAUCCAGCCAUGCUACUAGUUUUAAGAAUUUCUGGAUCUGUGCGUCCCAACAGCAACCAGUGGGAGGGGAAAAAAGUGCACUAAAUAAACAUGCACUGGGAUCUCGUGAUGCCACCUCUUAUAAAUGGAAAGAACAUCUACUGCAAAUAAAGAAAUACACUUUGAUUUGA